AUGGAAUAUCAUUUCGUCCCACAAGAAGAGCGUGCGCGCGACGAUAAAGGAAAUCUCCUCCCAUGGGGCUAUGUCUACAAAGAUGAAUCUCGCAACCCGCGCCGUCCACCUGAAGAGUCAGGACCAUUUGGCCGCAGACGAAACGCUCGCUACGACCAUGCUCGAUCUCGUACUCGCACAGGCACGCCCGCUAAGAAGGAAAACCCCAGUGUAGCUGAAUUUAGCAGACUGUUUUCACAGCAACAAGAAGAUGAACGCGCGAACAAUACUCUACCUAAGUCAUCAUCAUCGGGUACUUUGGAAGGAUCAAGGAAAGUCGUUGAAAAAGUGGCAACGGAGUGCAUUCUCUAUGGAUACAAAACCAAGGAAACAGAGUGGAAGGUUAUCGAUAAAUACGAACGUAUCUCCCAAGGCAUGAUAUGUGAGGAUUAUCCACGAAAUGACCCCGCUGUCUCCAACAAGUACUCCCAGCUCCUCAGUGGUGGUGAUGUCGUGAUUCGUUCAAAUCUCUCCGCAGACGCCAACCGCAAGUCGAAGCGAUACGCUGGUGGUCUUCACUGGAUCAAGGUCACGUUUGACUCUACAACUGCCGCCGAUCGGGCUUGCUUCUUUUCGCCUCAAGAAAUCGAUGGCCAUCUCGUUUUCUGUGAGCUGUAUCAUGGACAAGGUCCUGCUGAUGACAUUCCUAUUCCUAAAGAGUCGGCAGAAGCCACUCGCACUCGUUCCAAAGUUCACCACACCCUUACAUCCACUCACUCCACCGCCUUUCUUUCGAACAUUGAACCUGAGCGAUCGACGCUCCCUCGGUCUUUCGGUAUGGGCAAUCUUGCCAUGAUUGGAGAUACCGACGAAGGCGAUUCUCAGCUGUCGACUCCCACUGCUAGCUCAGCUACUGCCACUGCCGUAGCAGAACCCUCUUCCAUUCUUCGCCAACGCUCUGUACAGGAUACACAGUUGGAACAGAAACCAGAGUCAGAGUUCAUGACCCAUAUCCCUAAUGUUCGCCGCGCCGUGCUACGUCCUGUCAGCGAAGCCCUUCCUCCUCAACCGACGGUGACUGAACGCGGUACGUCCACCUCCCGGAAUGACCAUUCGAACAAUACCGAACCACCACACCAGCAGAGAAGAAAUACUAAUUUGAGCAGAGGCAAAGGUMCCCCCCGCCGCAAGACCAAGCGCGUCCACAAGACCUCCACCACCGACGACAAGAAACUCCAGACCACACUCAAGAAGAUGAACGUCCAACCCAUCCAAGCCAUUGAGGAAGUCAACAUGUUCAAGGAGGACGGAAACGUCAUUCACUUCUCCAACCCCAAGGUCCACGCUGCCGUCCCCUCCAACACCUUCGCCAUCUACGGCAACGGCGAAGAAAAGGAACUCACCGAACUCGUCCCCGGCAUCCUCAACCAGCUCGGCCCCGACAGCCUUGCCUCUCUCCGCAAAUUAGCCGAGAGCUACCAGAGCCUACAGAAGAAGGAGGCUGGAGAGGGAAAGAAGGAUGGCGAGGAUGACGAGGAUGAGGAUGAUAUUCCGGAUUUGGUGGAGGGAGAGAACUUCGAGGGAACUGUCGAGUAA
Molecule: messenger RNA, 1575 nt
Organism: Talaromyces amestolkiae
Lineage: Eukaryota; Fungi; Ascomycota; Eurotiomycetes; Eurotiales; Trichocomaceae
Exons: 4
Coding region: 1-1575 (524 amino acids)
Cellular component (GO): nascent polypeptide-associated complex; cytosol
Source: RefSeq, a predicted model, not a curated record